This is a messenger RNA of Python bivittatus (Burmese python), 1385 nucleotides long. RefSeq names its product ARF like GTPase 6 interacting protein 5 (gene ARL6IP5). Gene Ontology annotation, cellular component: membrane. NCBI's taxonomy places the organism in Eukaryota, Metazoa, Chordata, Lepidosauria, Squamata, Pythonidae. The record is from RefSeq and is a predicted model, not a curated record. Gene Ontology annotation, biological process: negative regulation of transport.
AAGAGCUACCCUUGAAGAAGGUUCGAGCGGAGCAAAAUGUUGCAAUAUUAAUUGGUGUAUGCCAUUGAAGCGAAGCUAAUUGGUGUUUGCUAUUGAAGUGAUGCUAUUGAAGAAAGAACAUGGCCCCUCCAGUACUGAAAAAUCUGCACAAGCGGCAACCAUAAAUGCAAGGCUGAUGAGCUGGCCAGCUCGUCGCUCUUAAGCCGGUUCCGCUGACGUCUCGCCGCCGCCGCGUCUAGCGCCGCUGCUCCUGCCGCAGAAAUCCGGAUGGGAGAGUCACUAUGGACGUGCAAUUCGCGCCGCUGAGAUCGUGGGACGAUUUCAUCCCGGGCCACGACCGCUUCGCGGUGCCGGAUUUCAAAGAUAUCUACAAAUGGAACAACCGGGUGGUCAGCAACUUGCUCUAUUAUCAGACCAAUUACCUCGUGGUGGCGGCCACGGUGUUUUCCAUCGUGGGAUUCCUGAAUCCACUGAAAAUGCUGCUUGGCAUGGUUGUAGUGAUCCUGGUCUUCGCAGCAUUCGUGUAUGCUUCCCACAACAAAGACGUCAUUCGCAAGUUUAAGAAGCACUACCCUGCUGCGUUUGUCAUAGCAGUUAUGUUGUUGAGCUACUUCCUGAUAUCCUUUUACGGCGGAGUCAUGGUGUUUCUGUUUGGAAUCACAUUUCCUUUGUUCCUGAUGUUUCUUCAUGCAUCCCUGAGGCUUCGAAAUAUAAAGAACAAACUGGAGAACAAGAUGGAAAGCAUUGGCUUAAAGAAGACUCCCAUGGGCAUUAUCCUGGAUCUUCUUGAACAACAAGAAGAAACCAUCUCCAAACUAGCUGAUCGCCUGGCUAAAGUGAAUGAUUAAACAUGCAGCCUGCAUGGGGAAUUUGUUCAUUUUGUCCAACAUCAUUUCUCAGUCUGUGAGCAGAAGCUGAUGCAGACUGUCAAAGUGAAGUAUGGCAAAAUAAAGCACCCCAACUCUUCUGGGUGUCCUCUGCACAGGGUGGUAGUAACCUGUUUAUAACCUGUUGAAGUGUCUGAGAUACAAAUGCAUUGGGUAAUUCAUAGCACUCACUCAUGUGGAAAUGUAGACUUGACUUCUUUCAGACUCUCUUAUCUAUAUGUUAGCAUUUUCCAAACUGCAUAUUUUGUGGCACUGCAUUAAAUGCACAGUAUUCUUUUUAUCUUCAAGCAACAUAACUGGUGUGAUGCUGCACAUAUCCAAACUACUAUUCUCGAGUGUGAAAAUAAAUCCAUUUUAUGUACAUCCUGAUGCACCUUUUGAGUGGGAUGUGGUUUCCCUAUGGAGAAAUAGAGACCUGCAAUUAGAAGUAUGAUAUGUCCAUUUUGUUGUGAGAAAUUUGAAUCCUCCUAUUUACUAGCUGAAACCCUUUUUUUUUUU